AUGUUUACCGUCAAGGCCACCUACCGAAACGAAACCCGCAAGUUCUCUUAUUCAGCCAGCACUCGCUUUCCUUCCUAUGACGACCUCCACCAGCAGCUCUGUAGAGUCUUUCCCAUCCACCAUCCUUAUUACUUUUCAAAGCUUAUAUUUUCCCCUGACGCUUCCCAGCCCUCUCGCCUCUUGAUUGGAAGGGAGGUUCACUCGGCUGAUGAAUAUAAUACUUGUGUUGCCCCUAUGCUGCAUCUCUCCUGGUCCAACGCUUUGCUGCGCUUCACCGUUUAUGCCGAGACUCCUGAUAAGGCCUCAAGCGUUACAUCCGGUCCGGUGGAACACAGCGUUAAGCCAGUCUCUGAAUUUUACUUUUCUGGUACUCCAGCCACUGCCGUCUCCAACAAGACCCCUAGUCCGAAUGGCCCGUAUCAUUACAUUUCGUCUGCCUUAUCUCCUUCCCAUGUACCUCCGCCUCCCAUUAUAUUUCCUUCCCCUCGUCAAAGCAUUCAAUUUCCCUCUCCACCUCUCCCAUUUGUUGAUAAAUCCGUCACCAUAAGUUCACAUGCCUCGUCUCAACAAAAUGGGUCAAUUUACUGCAAUACCAAGAUGCAGUCUCCAGCUUCCCAUGAUUGUUCCGCAUCGCAAGGCAAAGCUGAAAUCCAGGCCCUCUUAUCAUCAUUCAAGGAAGAUUUGGAUCAAUUAUUAUCUAAUUUAUUUGGCUCUGCACAUGACGCCGGCUCGGAGCACAUCAAUAAAGGCGGGGAGAUUGAGACUAAAGUGGAAUCCAAUUUAUCGGAGAAUGAGGACAGGUCGAUGGCUUCCCCUGUGCAUGAGGAACAGGGUCCUGCUUCGCCUGAACCACCUAAAUGGUGUUUCGUGUGCAGAGCACAGUUCAAUGGGCCGUGGUACGGGUGCAUAAAGUGUCCUUGGCAUUCUGUGUGUGUAACCUGUAUUGAUAAAUCUGGACCGACGCAUACAUCUAGUUUCGGUCCAAGUCAUGUUGUAGAGCGGCAUGCCUCAUCUCGUGCAACUUUACCUAAUGCCCCUCCCAAUAUUCCUUCUGACGUGAAUGCAGGAGGCGAUUCUAGAGUUACAGAUGUCCCGCCUUCUAUUCAUAGAGGUGUAAUGUGUGAUAACUGUAACGAGAUCAUUGUAGGAAUCAGACAUAAAUGCUUGGAUUGCGAAGAUUAUGACCUUUGUGGCGUUUGUAUGGGAUCAGGAACUGCUGGGCGACACAAUCCAUUCCACGAGUUUUUCGACAUAGCGACGCCAGGUCGGGUCUUUGUGCAUACUGUUUUCAACCGGGGUCCUCCGAAUGACGGAAGUGUUAAUAACGCGGAACCACAUUCAUCUUUGCGCAGAGAAAAUGAGCGAGAUAUUGGUGCUGGGCAUAUACUACAUAAUGCAACGUGCAAUUUAUGCGAUUCACCCAUUGAAGGUGAUCGCUACAUUUCGACACUUGUUACAAUUAGGGAUUAUUUAGCUUUCGAGUAUUAUAAUGAAUCGACCUGGCUUAAAACAGUUUUACGAAGAAUAACACAUGAGCAACAUCCAAAUCAUGGCUUCGUCAAAGUCGAAAAACCGGAAAAUCUAAUGAUGCGCAACGCAUUGUCUGUUAGUUCAACCAAGCAUUAUGCAACUUGUAACGCUUGUAAACAGCGCAUCUGUGGAGUUCGAUACAAGUGUAUGCACACUAAUUGCCCAGACUUUGACCUUUGCGCGAGCUGCGAAGCAUUACCAAUUCCUGUUCACCCCGCGAUUCACCCAUUGUUGAAGAUGAAGACGGUUGAUACUGUGAUCCCCACCGUGUACAGGUUCGGGCAGAAGAGUCUCAUAGAACAAUAUGGUGGAGAGAUGGCAUUUUCAGAUUUACCGACACGAAACUCUUCUCAUUGCGAUCGUUCACGCUCUUCCUCGGCAUCUUUUGGUACUCCGAAGGUCGAUACAAGAGAUAUUGUAGCGUCAUUAUCUCCGGGGCCCGAUGGUCUUCAGCAUUAUGCACAUACAGCACAAGUAUCGGAUACAGGGAAACCGGUUGAAGUAUUUGAGUCCCGCAUUCACACACCCUUGGCUGUAUUGACGUCUCAAAUUAUCUCGCGCAACGGAUGUGAAAUGUCUGUUGGUAAAGAGGAGGAAGAGCCACCUUAUCCUGCCUUCAAAAGCCCACUUGUUCGUCCGUCGUCGUGCUCUGCGCAUUCUAGCGAAGACCAGGUUGCUCAUUCGGUUUUAAUGCCUUCUCAAUCACCGCCCGCAGAGGAAAGUAAUCUUCCUGCGCAUUUGCCCGACUCAAGUUAUGAUACAUUUCACGAGUCAUGGCCCGGAUUUUCCCGAGGAAUAAAGCAUCUGACACGGUCGCACUCUUCGUCCAGUAAGGCCCAAGAGAGCCUCGUCGAGCUGUCACUUGGAACUGGUUUUACUCGUCCUCAUGGUUCUGGGUCUGUGGGGGACCUUGUGGCGCCUUCUCUCUUUGAGCCUGACGUGCAAAUGGUGCAAAUGAGCCCAUCGGUGGUUACGUCUGCUCCUCGCUCUCCUUCUAUAUCAACCUGUCUGGCGGCUUCUACGUAUGCGGCCCCAGUGAAUGUCGAAGAAGAAGCUCAAAGUAACCAGAAGAUGACGCCGCAAAUUCCUUCAACAUAUCCCCGGCUCAAUUCAGCUUUUCUUGCCGAUACUACUGUUCCCGAUGGGCAAAUUUUUCCUCCUGGUGCGGAAUUCGUGAAGUCAUGGCGGUUACUGAACAAUGGUGAUAAUGCGUGGCCUGAGACGACUGAAAUCCAAUUUCUGGCUGGCGAAUCUUUUGCGCAUGACUCCGAGCAGUUAGCUAAGGUUGGGAAGGUGGAUCCCGGAGAAGAAAUUGAUGUUUGGACUGGCGAGUUGAAGGCACCUGAAGUCGCAGGUAGAUAUGUCAGCUACUGGCGACUGAGCGAUGGUCAAGGCAAUCUUUUUGGUGGUAGUAUCUGGGUUGACGUCACCGUUGUCGAACACAACAACGUUGAAGAAGCUAGUGAAGACUCGCUGGCCUCGUCUUCUAUCAUCAUGCCUGCAUAUGCGUCAUCUGCAGUGAUUGAUCAUUUAUCUCAUCGUAAGGCUUUUUCAGUUGAAUUGGCAUCUCUUGCGACAUCAAAACCAGCCACAAACGAAGCCCUUUCUGACGAUGGUUCCUCAUUCUCGUUGAUAAGCAAUUCACCAUCUGACCAUGGCGACUUGAGCGUAUGGCAGGACAGUCCCUUAUAUGUAGAAGUGCCUACUCCGGAGUCUGCCACUCCCGCAGAAUAUGUGGUUUUGUAUGACAGCAGCUCGUCGGAAGAAGAUUGA
Molecule: messenger RNA, 3303 nt
Organism: Serpula lacrymans var. lacrymans S7.9
Lineage: Eukaryota; Fungi; Basidiomycota; Agaricomycetes; Boletales; Serpulaceae
Exons: 11
Coding region: 1-3303 (1100 amino acids)
Molecular function (GO): zinc ion binding
Source: RefSeq, a predicted model, not a curated record